This is a messenger RNA of Engraulis encrasicolus (European anchovy), 1867 nucleotides long. RefSeq lists its product as uncharacterized. The coding region runs from base 10 to 1179 and encodes 389 amino acids. The transcript is spliced from 6 exons. Gene Ontology annotation, cellular component: cell-cell junction. The record is from RefSeq and is a predicted model, not a curated record. NCBI's taxonomy places the organism in Eukaryota, Metazoa, Chordata, Actinopteri, Clupeiformes, Engraulidae.
UCUUCAAAAAUGCAGCUUUUGAUAAUCCUCCUUCAUAUUGUUUAUUACUAUACUUCAUUUUCAGUAGCAGCUCCUUGUAGCAUUACCAGCGCACUGGGUGACAAUGUCAUCAUCCCAAUCAAAUACGACAGCCUGAGAAAGGAUGAUCAUUUGAAAUGGACACAUAACUCUGAGAAAAUGUACUCUGACAAAGGACGUCACAACGUGAAAGACAACAAGCUCAACAUUAAAUCCGAUGGAUCCCUUAUAAUAAACAAUGUUAAGUCGACAGAUUAUGGGGACUAUACAGUUACUGUUCAUAGCAGUCAUGGUACACACCGUCAUGAAAUAACCCAGGUCCUUUGCAAGGCAUCUAUCCAAGAACCAGUGAAGAAACCUGAAGUGGAUUCUACAUGUAAGGGCCCGGGGGCUUUCCCAGUCUUGACAUGCAAACAUGGAGGUCGCAAAGAAUUGGAUGUGAUAUGGCACAGGAACGGCAAAAAAGUGGUUCCACAGAAAGACAAAACUCUGAUUCUGACAUCAGAUAUUUUCAAAGAUGGAGAUGAAUACUCUUGCACAGUCAACAAUCAAGUCAGUGAUCAAGUCCAACCUCGAUGCCCAGGUGCAGGCCAAACAAAGAACACACUCAGAGUGACAUAUAAAUGUGACAAAGCCACUGUGACCAUGACAUGUGUAGGUACUACUGGAGUGGCUUUCUCAUGGAGCCGCAAUGGCAAGACACAUCACGGAAAAGAAAACACAACCCUGGUUUUAAACCUAACAGAAUUGAAGUCAAAUGAUCAUUUCUCUUGUGUUGCUCAAAAUGGACCCAAUCUGACUAGUCAAUAUGUGAGGCCUUCUUGCCCCUUGCCAACCUCAGAUGGAAUUUUUGGCAUUCCUUUUUGGCUGUUCGUGUUGAUUUGCGCUGGAGGAGGCCUGAUUGUUUUCCUAACCAUCCUCAGUAUCGUGUGCUGCAUUUGCAAACAUAAAAAGAGACGAGAGAGAGAAAGGGAACUGAGACUGGUCAACCUGUCCAACGUGCCUAGCCAGCCAACAGACCAGACUCCCCUGAAAGCGCCCCGGAGAGAUCGAGGGCCGCUGCCUGAGAUCCCAAAACCCAGAGUGAGGCCGGCUCACUUACCCAACAACAGCCAAACUGGACAAGGUCUCGUUCAGAACAAUUAUAUGCACAUGAAAUGAUGAACAUUGGCCUAAUGAAUUCACUGACAUUUCACUGACUAUGUGAUACACAUUGUAUUUGUUCACGAUUGUAUCACUAAAACAUGCCCAGUCAUGAUCUACACUUUUGAUGUUAGUCAAUGAUGUAGGCCAGGGGUGUCAAACUCAGGCCCGGGGGCCAAGUCUGGCCCGCGGAGUCACUUUAUUUGGCCCGCGAGAUAAUUUCAAAUGUGUAUUUCAGUUGGAAAUUUGGUGUUUCUCAGAAGUAUGAGCGGGCCCAGGCUAAUGACACAGCUCACACUCCUAUGCAAUACAAUAUGUGCCAGUGUGUGUGAAAUUUAAGUAUGAGUAAGUGCGUGCCUGCAGGAUUUUAGUCCAUUUAUUACAAAUAAAUCUUGAGUUCGGCCCUCGACUUCGUACCAUAUUUUUAUUCUGGCCCUCGGUCAAUUUGAGUUUGACACCCCUAAUGUAGGCCUAAUUCAAAUCAGUAUGCCAAUGGCAUUUUACCUCCACCAAAAGAGACUGUGUUAUGUAUCAGUCAUUAUGUAUAUUACGCUUUUUCAUCUAUCAAAAUAAAUAUUUCUGUUCAUUUAGCUUUUCUUACUAUGAAUAUCUAAUGCCUUUGCAAAGGUGCAUUAGUGAAAUACUGAUUCCAUUGUGUGCAUUGUUAUACUUUGUUCCUUCUGAAGUGUCAUUAAUUUUGCACAUU